Tachysurus vachellii is the source of this 841-nucleotide messenger RNA. RefSeq names its product cilia and flagella associated protein 300 (gene cfap300). Lineage: Eukaryota; Metazoa; Chordata; Actinopteri; Siluriformes; Bagridae. The coding region runs from base 25 to 837 and encodes 270 amino acids. The record is from RefSeq and is a predicted model, not a curated record. The transcript has 7 exons.
GGUAGCUGUUUGGCAACAACAAACAUGGCGCGUGAAACACCCGCGUGUUGUCAAACCUUUACAUUUAAUCUGCUUCCUAACAAAAAAUUCAAAUUCCUGGAAGAUCCGUGUAUAUCGGAGCUGUUGAUGAAAUGGUCAAUGUUGGGGAGAAUUUCUGUCCAGGCCUUUAACUUUGAACAAAACUUUCAGUCUUACAUGAAGGAUCACUUUGCUCUGAAUUUCUUUCAGGACACUUGUGUAAAAAACAACUUGCAUGUGUUGGACACAUCAGGUGUAUGGAAACCUCUGGACAAAGAAGUUAUACGUGUGGAGGUGGAUCUUGUUCCAUGCACCAAAGUGUCUGUGGACAUAUUUGAUCCAAUUUUCUCCAGUGGAAUUGUGCAUCCUUCUGGUCACACUGCCAAAUGUUUCCAUGCAGUACAUCAUGAUUUUGAUGAGUUGCGAAUGAUGCUGCUUGAAGAGGACUCUGAUAACUAUCAUGUGGUCAGUCUGUGUGACCGGCAGGAGUUCCUGUUCAGGCUGUUUAAGCACAUCGCACUGGGUGGCGAACUCUGCCAGUUCGAAGACUUAAUCAGUCCCUACAUUGAAACUGCAAAAAUGAUUUAUAAAGAAUUGUUGAGUGUUCAGACAGAUUCAGAGUCAAAGAAGAUCAGCGUCGUAUCAACGGUUUUAAAAGUCUCUGCUUACGACGAUUAUGGCUUGUGUUAUCCCUCCAGAAGAGACAAUGAGCAGACAUUUGCCUAUCUGUGCAUAGAUCCAUUCAAAAGACAUGUAUAUGUCUUGUACCACUGUUUUGGCAUUGGCCAAUUUUCUAAUAAAGAUUUUAAGUGCUCUUGAACAA